AUGGCAUCCGUGUCUUCUUCUCUUUCGUUUUUCUCAAAAUUAGUCUCAGAGGUGUUCAUCCAUUGUUUGGAAGACGACAUCCAUGAAAAUUUCGUUUCUCAUCUGAGGUCUGCCCUUUUACAAGCUGGAGUAGAACCUUCUCUCGUUGCCGUGGGAAAGCUGUCAAAAAAGUUUAUGCCAUCAGUUACAAGGUUUCAGAUUGGAAUAAUUGUUUUUACCAAAGCAUACAUUCAAUCUUGUCGGUGUGUUCAAGACCUUGCGAGAAUCAUUGAAUGUCAUGAAACUCACGGCCUAAUGGUUAUUCCUGUGUUUUACGAUAUUGACCCAUCCUAUGAUCAGAAGGCUGAUGUUGAUCCAUCCCAUGUACCUGAUCAGAAGCGUGAUAUUGAUCCAUCCCAUGUAGACGAUCAGAAGCGUGAUGUUGAUCCAUUCCAUAUCAGUAGUGUUUCGACAAAUCCGUUUAGAGAACUGGAAGAGGCCGAGACGAAGACUGGAAGGAAUGAUGCUGAACUAGUGGAGGAAAUUGUUAAGUCUGUUCUCGCUAAACUAGACCGCGCCUUGCCUGUAACUAAAUUUCCUGUUGAAUUAGAAAUCCACGUGAAAAAUGUGAUUGGAUUGUUUGAAAAUCAACCCAACAAAGUCUGUAUGAUAGGGAUAUGGGGAAUGGGAGGAUCUGGUAAAACUACCUUAGCGAAAGCAAUCUACAAUAAAAUUCCUUUUACAUUUGGUGAUAAAAGUUUCAUUCAAGAUAUUAGAAAAGUUUGUCAAACAGAUGGCAUAAGAGGCCUUGUUCAAUUACAAGAGCAACUUCUGUCCGAUGUCCUUAAAUAUGUGAAAAUAGAGAGUGGUGAUAUGGAAAAAACUACUAUCGAGAACCGUCUUUCUAGAAAAAAGUUGUUCAUUGUGCUUGACGAUGUGAAUGAGAUAGACCAACUAAAACACCUAUGUGGAAACGGUAAAUGGUUUGGUGCGGGAAGUGUAAUAAUCAUUACAACUAGACAUUUAGACCUGCUUUAUCAACAUAAAGUUGAUUAUGUUUAUGAGAUGGAUGAACUGGACGAAAAUGACUCGGUUGAGCUUUUUAGUUGGCAUGCUUUUAGGAAAGCAAAACCAAGAGAAGACUUCAAUGAACUUGCAAGAUCAGCGGUUGAUUAUUGUGGUGGACUACCACUGGCUCUUGAAGUCCUUGGUUCUUAUUUAAGUAAGAGGUCAGAGAAUGAAUGGAGAAGUGUAUUGUCAAAACUAGAAAUAAUUCCCAAUACUCAAAUUCAGAACAUCCUAAGAGUAAGCUUUGACGGCUUAUGUAGUGAAAUGGAAAAGGAUAUAUUUCUUGAUGUAUGCUGUUUCUUUAUUGGUAAAGAGAGAGACUAUGUCACGGAGAUACUAAAUGGCUGUGGACUACGUGCUGAUAUUGGAAUAAAAGUUCUUAUAGAACGUGGUCUUGUAAAAAUUGAAAAGAACAAUAAACUUGGAAUGCAUCAUUUGCUUCGGGACAUGGGACGAGAGAUCGUGCGUCAAACUUCAACAAUGCAACCUGGGAAACGCAGUAGAUUGUGGUUUCUCAAGGAUGUACGUCACGUAUUGACCAAGAAUACUGGGACAGAAGCUAUUCUGGGAUUGUCUUUGAACACUGACUGGAGAUUAUAGGUGUCUUUCUAAGCAACUGAGAUGUAUCUCCUGGAAAGGAUUUUCUUUAGAGCACAUACCUAACGACUUUUACUUGGAAGGUGCAAUUGUGAU
Messenger RNA from Vigna radiata var. radiata (mung bean), 1740 nucleotides. RefSeq names its product TMV resistance protein N-like. NCBI's taxonomy places the organism in Eukaryota, Viridiplantae, Streptophyta, Magnoliopsida, Fabales, Fabaceae. The record is from RefSeq and is a predicted model, not a curated record. Gene Ontology annotation, molecular function: ADP binding. The transcript is spliced from 4 exons. Gene Ontology annotation, biological process: defense response; signal transduction. The coding region runs from base 1 to 1647 and encodes 548 amino acids.